GUCACCCAACCACACCCAAACAGGUUUCCCACCUGAAGGACAUCUUUUCCAUCCUCUCCAGCCCACCCACACCACCGCAUCCCUCUGCUGGCAAGAGGGGACUUGGUUCAUCCUCAGAUCAACACUCACUCCACACAGCUGAUUAAGACCCAGCCAAAAAGCGACAGAACAACAGUGGAUGACCAGUCCCCCUCAACUAAAAAUGUUUGUCUCACCCAGAAGAUGGAACUCCCGAAGGGCUGCUCUGGCCAACGGACAUGCCUAUCUGCCGUCCUCGGCCUGCUAUCACUCAGCCUCUCCACAACAUCCCUGCUCAGCAGCUACUGGUUUGUGGGCACACAGAAGGUGCCCAAGCCCGUGUGCGGGAAAAGUCUGGCAACCAAGUGCUUUGACAUGCCGGUGCCCCUGGAUGCCGGCAUCGCCAACGCAUCAUCCCAGGAGGUGGUGCAAUACAGCUGGGAGGCUGGGGAUGACCGCUUCACCUUCCUUACCUUCCGGAGUGGCAUGUGGCUAUCCUGUGAGGAAAUCAUGGAAGAACCAGGGGAGAGGUGCCGAAGUUUCCUUGAACUCACACCACCAACCGAGAGAGGUGAGAAAGGACUACUGGAAUUUGCCGCGUUGCAAGGCCCAUGUCACUCCGCUCUCCGAUUUGGAGGGAAGCGGUUGAUGGAGAAGCCCUUCCUCCCCCACCUUCCCUUGGGGCUCCUGGCAAAGAUCCUCUGGUUAUCCCUGGGAGCCCAGAUCACCUACAUUGGCCUUCAGUUCGUCAGCUUCCUCUUGCUUCUAACUGACUUGCUCCUCCCUGAGAACCCGGGCUGCGGACUCAAGCUGAGCGCCUUUGCCGCCAUCUCCUCCGUCUUGUCGGGCCUUCUGGGGAUGGUUGCCCACAUGCUGUACUCACAAGUCUUCCAAGCAACUGCCAACCUGGGUCCAGAAGACUGGAGGCCACAUGACUGGAAUUACGGGUGGGCCUUCUACACAGCCUGGGUUUCCUUUACCUGCUGCAUGGCAUCCGCUGUCACCACCUUCAAUACCUACACCAGGAUGGUGCUGGAGUUCAAGUGCAGGCACAACAAAAGCUUCAAAGAAAACCCGGGGUGCCUACCGCACCACCACCAGUGUUUCCUUCAGCAGCUGUCAUGCGCAGCCCACCCGGGAGGGCUCUUGCCCAGCUACCACCAGUACCCCAAUCGGCCUCUGCGCUCGGUCUCUGAAGGAGUUGACUUCUACUCAGCGCUACAGAACAAGGGGUUUCAACAAGGCACCGGCCAGGAGCUGAAAGAAGUGAUUGGGGGCGUGGUAGAGGAGGCUCAGUGUUAGGUGCUAGGUGGGUUUGGAGAGCUGGCUGAGCCCUAGCUUCCAUGUAUCUUAACAACUGCUUAAGCCACA
Molecule: messenger RNA, 1389 nt
Organism: Ochotona princeps (American pika)
Lineage: Eukaryota; Metazoa; Chordata; Mammalia; Lagomorpha; Ochotonidae
Gene: GSG1
Product: germ cell associated 1
Exons: 6
Coding region: 223-1320 (365 amino acids)
Cellular component (GO): plasma membrane
Source: RefSeq, a predicted model, not a curated record